Molecule: messenger RNA, 357 nt
Organism: Suhomyces tanzawaensis NRRL Y-17324
Lineage: Eukaryota; Fungi; Ascomycota; Pichiomycetes; Serinales; Debaryomycetaceae
Exons: 1
Coding region: 1-357 (118 amino acids)
Source: RefSeq, a predicted model, not a curated record
AUGAGCGAUCCCACCGACCCUGCGCAGUACGGCAACAGAGGCGUGUUGGUGCUAGCGCAGCUCUUUCACGUAAAUGGCAUCACUGGGCCAGAAAAGUUGAAGGCGUCGCCUGACAAGUUGGUGGCAGAUAUCAUCCGUGACUGGACUGGGCAUGUCAGCUUCCGGCUCGAGGAGCACGAUGUCGGCUUGGCCACGCGGGACGAGCUCCAAAAGUUGUACGAGGGCUUAUUAGUACGCUACAAGGUGGAGACUACGGUGGACCUAGCCAAUAGCGCGUACUACCAGCGCAUCGACGAGCUCGAGGCUGAUAUGGUGGGCCACCGGGCCGAGUUCCGCAAGGUGUUGGAUGGAGCCUAG